AGCCUGCGAAGCAGGGGUGGUCAUGUGACUCACAGAGGCGGGGCUGCGCCGGCCGCUUCCCAGCCUGGCUGAAAGGGCUCGCGCAGCCGGCCUUGUCGGCCCUUAAAGCGCUCACUGGGCGGCCUGGCCCCAACUCCCCUCCCGAGCCGCGCAAAGGGAGAGCUCCUGGCUCUCGUCGGCCCCCCAGGUUUGCUUUCCUUUUUUUCCCGAAGGUGGGCCCUGAGGUCCACCGCCGCGAAGCCUGCGGCCGCCGGAAAACCCAAACCCGAGUGUCCCGAGACUAACCGGAAGUGCGGUUCCAGGCGGAGGGGCGGUGCCGGCGGCCGCCGGGGAAAGGGAAGAAUUGAGUGUUAUGAAUACUCCUGGACUUGAGACCUUUUGAAGCCAAAAGGAAGACAGUCUUGAGUCUUCAUUGUUAUGAACUCGCUCUUCCUUGAGAAACCAAAUUCUCAGGACCAGGAAGUCAAGGCUGCGUUCCUUCCAGUUAGCUUCUGGGGUUGGAAAUACCAAGUAAGGAAUCAGCGUAUAUGAUGCUGGAAAUGUUUAGAGAUGAGCUGCUCCUGAUUGAAAGGCCUACGACAGAUGUAUCUUUCCAGUUCUUACCAAGAAAACAACUAUGAAGAACACGAUGGGUCAAGAAGACCAGUGGAAAACUCCCUAGGAGAGAGCCAUAGAAAAUGUUCACUUCAGAAGAGAGAUAUAAUCAGAGAACUCAGAAGAGGAAAAUCUAUCAUGGAUGCCCUCAGAAGGGUAGAAAGAUUUUUAUUCAUGUGCAUGAGAUUACUCAAAUAGAUGAUCAGAUAUACCAGUGCCUUGCAUGUGAGCAAAACUUCUGUGAGAACUUAGCUCUUAUUAUGUGUGAGAGAUCCCACACUGGGGAGAAACCUUAUAGAUGUGAUAUGUGUGAGAAAACCUUCGUCCAAAGCUCAGAUCUUACUUCACACCAGAGGAUCCACAAUUAUGAGAAACCUUAUAAAUGUAGCAAAUGUGAGAAGAGCUUUUGGCAUCAUCUGGCCCUUUCGGGACACCAGAGAACACAUGCAGGUAAAAAAUUCUAUACAUGCGAUAUUUGUGGCAAGAAUUUCGGUCAGAGCUCUGAUCUGCUUGUCCACCAGCGAAGCCAUACGGGCGAGAAACCGUAUCUGUGUAGUGAGUGUGAUAAAUGCUUCAGUCGAAGCACAAACCUCAUAAGGCACCGAAGAACUCACACAGGGGAGAAACCAUUUAAGUGUCUGGAGUGUGAAAAAGCUUUUAGUGGGAAAUCAGAUCUUAUUAGCCACCAGAGAACUCAUACUGGCGAAAGGCCCUACAAAUGUAAUAAGUGUGAGAAAAGUUACCGACACCGUUCAGCCUUCAUUGUUCAUAAAAGAGUUCAUACUGGGGAGAAGCCCUAUAAGUGUGGUGCCUGUGAGAAAUGCUUUGGCCAGAAAUCCGACCUUAUCGUACACCAGAGAGUCCAUACAGGUGAGAAGCCGUAUAAAUGCUUGGAAUGUAUGAGAAGUUUUACCCGGAGUGCCAACCUAAUCAGGCAUCAGGCAACUCACACUCACACUUUUAAAUGCCUUGAAUAUGAGAAAAGUUUCAGCUGUAGCUCAGACCUCAUUGUGCAUCAAAGAAUUCACAUGGAAGAGAAACCACAUCAGUGGUCUGCGUGCGAGAGCGGCUUCCUCCUGGGCAUGGACUUUGUAGCCCAGCAGAAAAUGAGAACGCAGACCGAGGAGCUGCAUUACAAAUACAGUGUGUGUGAUAAAAGCUUCCACCAGAGCUCAGCCCUUCUUCAACAUCAGACAAUCCAUCUUGGUGAAAAACCGUAUCUCUGUAAUAUGGGCGAGAAGGGUCUUGAGCUCAGUCCUCCCCAUGCGUCAGAAGCCUCACAAAUGUCUUGAACAGACCAGAAGUUAGAACACCCUAAGAAAUGUACUUACAACAUGUCAGAGGACCCAGUAAAGAGCUCUAGGCAAAUCUCAGACUUUCCUCAGAGCUCGGACUUCGGUGGGGACCAGAGAAUACAGCUGUGGGAAGUCGAGAAAUGGUUUGCACAGAGAGUGACCCUCGCAGAACACUUAGUCACUUCAGUGAGAAACCUUAACAGAUGCCCUGAGGCUUGGAAAAACCUUUAGUCCAAGCUUGUAUCUGAUCACCUACAAGGGGAUUCCUACAGGUAAGAAACCUUACAAUUGCAGUGAGUGUGGGAGAGCUUUCUAGCAGUGCUCAAGCCCUCCUCAUCCCAAGAGAAUUCACACCAGAGGACUUCUUAAAUGCCCUCAGUGUCAACAGAGCUUCGGAUGGUAUGCCCGUCACACUGGACGUCAGAAAGCCCACAAUGGGGAGAAACCCCAGCAAGUGUGUAAAAAGCUUCUUAUUAUGACUUUCUUACUCUUAAGAGAAGCCAUACUGGUGAAAACGUGUAUAUUUGUCUUGAAUGUGGCAAAAACAUGAGUUGGAGAGCCGCUUGGGUUUGCACCAAAGAAACCCAAUCUGAGGAAAGACCUUACAGGGUCCCUGAGUGAGAAAAACUUCUGUCAAUGAUCAGCUCUCAUGGUACACCGGGGAACUCACAUUAGUGAAAAACCCCGUUGAGUCUGAAAAAAGCCUUGCUAGAAACUCCUCCCUCAUUGGGUCCCAAAGAACGUGCUCUGUGGAGAAUUCUGCGAACUGUGGACUGUGUACAUAUAAUAGGUAACAGUUGACCCAUAUGGUAGAGGUGACUUUCAGUGGAGGCGGUAUGUAAACUGUUGUUCAGAUACCCAGAAACUUGUUCUGGGAGGAGCUAGGGCAGGUCACAGUAGGCCUGAUGGGUAACUCAGGUAAAGAUGCUUUUCUUUUAUCUGAACCACUUAAUGAUUGCUUUACUUUUCACUUUUUAAAAUUUGGAAAUCCAAUAAAGAAAAGGACUGUAACUUUGUGA
Molecule: messenger RNA, 2908 nt
Organism: Lutra lutra (Eurasian river otter)
Lineage: Eukaryota; Metazoa; Chordata; Mammalia; Carnivora; Mustelidae
Gene: ZNF322
Product: zinc finger protein 322
Exons: 4
Coding region: 678-1886 (402 amino acids)
Biological process (GO): regulation of transcription by RNA polymerase II
Molecular function (GO): DNA-binding transcription factor activity, RNA polymerase II-specific; RNA polymerase II cis-regulatory region sequence-specific DNA binding
Source: RefSeq, a predicted model, not a curated record